AUGGCGCCGUCAAAAAGAGGAUUCGCUGAACCUCCGGAAGAGCUCCCAGAAGAGCUUGCGGACGAACAUGCAGAAGAGGAGCUUUUCGCAGAAGAGGCUCCCGCCGAAGAGUUGCUAUUCGAGAAGCCCCAUGACCUAGAGCAGGCGUCCGCAGAUGCCGUUUCUACAGAAGUCAGCCGUCCUAGGCACAAGAGGAGGCCGAGGUAUAGGAAAGAUUACCGUGACGAGCUCGUGCAAUCCAGGAGCGUCCCCGUUGCCGCUCUUGGAGAACACAUCGACGCCAUCAUGCUGAAGAACCCCAACGAGAUGAAGAGGCCCAAGAGGUCCGUGCGAAGAGUUCAACAAGAGGCGACAGAAGCCACAGUCGAGCUUGACUCCGAAAGGGACGGCAUGGUUGACCAGGCGGACGAGAAUGGCCAAGAAGCAAUGGAAGAGGCGCUGACGAAUAUCGACAACCUACGGCCCGUCGACAAGACAAUCUUGCCAAUGCAAGACUUCGACACCCUGGCAAACACGCUGCUGGAAGGCUUCAACCAUAAUCAGCUUACCAGAUACUUCAUCCAGAAGCGUCUGGAAAUGUCCCAACAAGGUUUGGGGAAGCCGGUCACUUAUCCCUGGAUCGUCAAACAGGGCCCAUGGGUGGCUGCAAAGCCGGACCAUUGGGGGCCUCUCCGGCCGAAGCAGCGGCAAGUGAUCAUGAUCAUGCAACUUCUGUGGAAUUUGGAAGUUCAAGAGCAGGUGGAGGGUCUGGGCAGGACUCUUCUCUGGCUAGAGCCACGCGUCUUUGAACUCAUCGCCCCUCCCAAUAGCGUGGUACUCGAGCAGCUGUCCCAAGACUUCUUAUACCAGUCUAACAGGGAGAAAAUUACCACAAAUUUUGAUGAUUGCCGAAUCAACAUCUACGCCCGAAAGUCGACCAUCCCUGUCAUCCUAACUCACCUUGACGAAGUGGUCAAGUCGAUUCGGUCUCAAAAGAUCCCUUCAGAUCACUUCCAAGAGCACAACCUGGACGAUAGUUUACUUCAAGAACUUGAACGCAUCACCAAGACACAUAUCGAGUACAAUGAAAAAGAUAAGGAACUCGAAAUCUCCUGGUUAGAGAAGCAAGACCUCUCUUCCUCGGGUGAGGACGCCAAAAAUACUGAAACCCCUGCCGAUGUUGCGUUGCGACUUCUCUUAGAGCAGCCAACCGAGGAGCAGCAAAGCAGCGUCCAUAUCAUCGCACCAUCAGAAAGCAAGAAACCUCAGGACGGAACUUUUAUCAGCCAUCAAAGAGAAAACAGAAGCAUGUCCUGGAAGAACAAGCUCCAGCAGUGGUCCAGAUACGUCGUCCCGGUUGGCCAGUCUGCAGCUACAGGAGACGAUAUUUCAGCGCAAUUCGCCAAAGAUGUUUCCUUUCCAGUCUCUACUCCCAAAAAGCUGAAGGGAAUCGAGCAGGGCUGCCAGGUUACUGCGUCUUUUGGACAUGUGCUUCACGGCAAAAGCUCGCGAUCGGCGGCUGCAAUGGCAAAGCACCACCGACUUCUUUCACCUGUCCUUCCCCAUCCAGCAUCUUUUACGCCCCUGUCGGAAGAGGACAAACCUAUCGUACAGUGCACAACCAUUAUUCUCAACUUCUCUCCAGAUCCCACACAAACUCCCACCACAUUUGACUCAGUACCCUCCUCAAUGCAGCUUCGACUGCCAGUGGGUCCCGGCACCGACAUUGCCGACCUCUCCCUCCCCCCUGGUUCAACCCUUGUUGGCGUUGCAGCGAAACAUAUCCGCGAUGUUUUACUGCCUGGUGAAAGUGUGGAUGUUCGUCUGACGCAACACCAUCUUCUGCCUCUCGAUCCAAACCAGGAGUUUGUCAAGGACUUUAUGUCCAAAUGCGAGUUCGAUCUGACCCAGGGUCUUGUGAGAACGCCCAGCAAAGCCAGGUUUUCCAUCCCCAAGGCGUGGGCCACCAGUCCAAAGGCAAGCGGCAAGCCUUCUAAAGCCAAGAUCGAGGCACCAUACUUAUUUAUGGGAUCCGAGAUCCACCAGGCCGUUGAGCUCGAGUUUCACGGCCACACUCUGUGCUACAGCAGCAUCGACGCAGGCCGACACGGUGGCCAUAGACAAGAGCUGUCUCUCCAAGCUGGGCCCCCACGAAGCAAAGAUGCAACACCCUUGACUCUCGACAAGGCCGAGGCGUCACGAUUCUUGUCUCUAGUCGGCGGGCUAGCUGCGGGCGAUUACUUCUCCUGGCACAAUGGCUCUCAGCUCAUGAGAAAGCUGCCCAAUGUGGAUGCACUCGAGGACGAGGCUGUAGAGGAUCAAUUGCCGCCAUUAAACGUUGAAGAUCACGAGGCCGAAGUUCAUGAGACCGAAGUUCAUGAGGCCGAAGUUCAUGAGGCCGAAAAAGAUGGUCCUUCAACAGAGCCAGCCGCCGAGGUCGUUCCCGAUGUACCAUCCGACGACUCUCGUUCUCUCAAUACCGACGAAUCGAAGAAGUCGUAG
This is a messenger RNA of Trichoderma citrinoviride, 2481 nucleotides long. RefSeq lists its product as hypothetical. The transcript has 5 exons. Lineage: Eukaryota; Fungi; Ascomycota; Sordariomycetes; Hypocreales; Hypocreaceae. Gene Ontology annotation, cellular component: mitochondrial inner membrane. The record is from RefSeq and is a predicted model, not a curated record. Bases 1 to 2481 code for a protein of 826 amino acids.